Molecule: messenger RNA, 3153 nt
Organism: Magallana angulata
Lineage: Eukaryota; Metazoa; Mollusca; Bivalvia; Ostreida; Ostreidae
Product: E3 ubiquitin-protein ligase TRIM23-like
Exons: 2
Coding region: 220-1644 (474 amino acids)
Molecular function (GO): zinc ion binding
Source: RefSeq, a predicted model, not a curated record
UUUAUUGAAUAAUUUGUCCAUAGAAUAGAUCCACGGUACUCGGACUGGAUUUCCAAACUAUGCAGGAUAUCUUGUUGGUAUCUUGACAAGAAGUUCGUGGCUUACAUAAUUCAAUCACGUGAACUUAACCGGGUACGCAGACCAGGGAGACCAAACUCGACAUGUUGGACUGUAGCUUAAGAUUAAUUCUACCAUAAACAUCUUAUAUUUAGCCUGACAAUGGACCCUAGAUACAGUGCCCAGGAUGUUGUACGCUGUACCCUGUGUAAAAUUUCUGUGGCUCCUAUGUACUGCGACAUUUGUCUCAUACAUCUAUGCGAGGGUUGUAUUGAGAAACAUACUUCUGAUGCAUCAAAGUAUCAUAAAGUGAUGCCACUCAAAAAUAUAGAAUCCACCUCAGAUUAUCCAAAAUGUCAAAACCACUCCACGAAACCCUGUGAACUUCACUGUAAACAAUGUGACAUUCCCGUUUGUAUCAAAUGUGUGUCUUUUAAAGAACACAAAGGUCAUGAUUUUAUCGAGAUGGUGAAACAACUUGCAAUUAAGAAGAAAAUCUUAAUUAGAGAUUUACUAGAAUUGGAAGACUCCAUUUUCCCAAAAUAUCAAGAAGUUGCAUUAUCACUACCCGUCCAUGUGGCUGAUGUAUUUCAAAAUGCUGAUAAACUCACAUCAGCUAUCAACAGACAUGGGGGAGACCUGCACAGAGAAAUAGACGCAAUUAUCACGACAAUGAAAUCUGAUCUUGAGGAAAUGAACUCAAACUAUUUGACUUUCCUUGGUAAAUAUGAAGUUGAAAUCACAAGCACGAUAUCUGAAAUCACUAAGAGCAUUGAUGGUCUAAAGAAAUUACUAGACUCGAAAGAUAUUUGUCUUGUCUCUGCCUACAAAUCCCGAAAUACUGAAUUUAGAAAACUGCCUCCAAAAAUCAAAGUAACCUUGCCCAGUUUCACCAGUCACAUAAUCAACAGAGAGCAGAUUUAUAACCAGUUUGGCGUUCUGUCAGUUCUAUAUUUCACAGAAGAAGAACAAGCCCAUACAGUAGAGGCAAUAAGAGCUGAGUCAUCUUCUACUAGCAUACCCCUGCUAGACGAACCGACCAUCAUUUCAGCUCUAAACACUGGGUAUACUUCACUUUAUAAUGUUGCUUGUUUGGGAGAUGAUAAAAUCUGGACUAGUGGCACUGACAACAUUAUGAGACUCUACACCCUCAAGGGGCAAUUGAAGAAGUCAAUCCAGACAAAGACAAAAGACUGGCCAGAAGAUAUAACAACAACAACGAAUGGGGAUCUAGUAUAUAUCGAUUCUACGGAAAAAACGGUCAAUUUGGUGAAGAAUGCAUCGAUACAGACAGUGAUCCAGCUACAGGGAUGGAGACCCCUCAAUGUCUGCAGUUCCUCCACUGGUGACUUGCUUGUUGUCAUGGAUUUGGACAGUGAUUAUGAUUUAAAACAGACAAAAGUUGUGCGUUACUCAGACUUCACCGAAAAGCAAUGUAUUCAGUUCAAUGAGAGAGGGGAAGCUUUCUACUCAUUUGGUGUCAAUAAAUACAUCAAUGAAAACAGGAACCUAGAUAUAUGUGUUGCUGAUUGUGCCGCCAAUGCAGUAGUAGUGGUAAAUCAGGCUGGUAAACUGCGGUUUACCUAAGUUGGACAUUCCUUCUCUACAACAUAUACGAAGGGAACAUUUACGCCGGUCGGCAUCACUACAGAUGGUAAGGGUCGGAUCCUGAUAGCAGACGUCGACAACCACCUUAUCCACAUCUUGGAUCAGGAUGGACAGUUCCUCCGCUACAUUGACAGCUGUGAUUUACACAAUCCAUGGGGUUUAUCGAUGGACACCAAAGACAAUCUUUUUGUCGCUGAGCGUGGCACAAGAAAGGUGAAGAAAAUCCAAUACAGCGUGUAACUGUGUGUACAUAAUUAUAUAACUGACAAAAAAACUGUAAUUGUGUACUGUGGUUUCAUCAAUACAUUUGGACACCGAUCUCAAGAAUUUUUUCUUUUGUGGAACCUUGAACUAAAAUGUUCAACGAAAUAUAAAAUGUGAGGACACAUGUUAAUGACAACACAAGUGUCAAGAAAUUAACCUAUCCUUGAAAAGUAAAAUAUAAUUAAUCCGCAAAAAUUUCUGCCCUGAAAUGUUAAUGGAAUCACAAUAACUGUACAUAUGCAAAAGACUGCUUUUAUGAUGUGUAUAUAUUGAACCAGAGCUCUAAGUGUUUAUCUAGUUUUUUCCCUUUUUGUAUGAAUAGGCACAAUCAUGUACAAUCUUUUAUUCAUUAUUAAUGGUUAAUAUUGUUUGAAACCUCAUUAGUCUUAAGUGCAUACACCCUCUGAAAUGAUAACCCUCACAAUAAAAACCAUAACACCAGAAAAUUGGUAAGAUAAAUGACCCCCUUUAGCUAUUUACAGUACCGAUCAGACCCAACCUAACUUCAGAGUAAACCCCAACUAAACCCUGGGUUUACUUUUGGGGUUUACUUUGGGUUUACUAUGGGUUUACUUUUUGAAAAUUUGGGUCCUCUCAGGGUUUACUUUGGGUUUACUCGGGGUUUACUUUGGGUUUACUUGAAAAUUGCUUUUUUGGUCAACUGUGCGCACUGAAGUGUGAAACAGACCUGCGAUUCAUCUUACAAUCCUACUGCCUGUAAUUCCUGCCCCUUGUGUAUUCCGAAUACACAGUUAGCGUCUGCUUUCAGGGGUGUACUUCUCAUCAGGGUUUACUCUCUGUAUCCACUCUUGGUUUACUUUGGCUUUACUCUGAGUCCACUCUAGUAAACCCGAAGUAAACCCAGAGUAAACCCAAAAAGUAAACCCAGGGUUUAGUUGGGGUUUACUUUCUGUUAUGUUGGGUCUGAUCGGUACUGUAUAUCUGCAUGACAACGUCGCCUCAUGGAUACAAUGUACCUUUGAAUCGUAUGUGGCCUACUAGUAUGUGCUGCCAAACUGUUGUACAAAUUUUUAUAAAUUGCAACACCCUUUUUUUAUUACCAUCGUGACUUUGUAGCUUUAUUUUGUUUUCAUUUACCAAAAGGACAUUUGUCCAGUCAGCUCUGAUUGAUAUAAGAUGCCAGACAUACGAUUAAGUAAGUACUUUAUCUAUUUUACUUCAGGCGCUUAAAUCGACUUCUUUUAGGCAGUAUUAGAUUGCUUG